Molecule: messenger RNA, 1960 nt
Organism: Juglans microcarpa x Juglans regia
Lineage: Eukaryota; Viridiplantae; Streptophyta; Magnoliopsida; Fagales; Juglandaceae
Product: UPF0051 protein ABCI8, chloroplastic-like
Exons: 2
Coding region: 78-1778 (566 amino acids)
Biological process (GO): iron-sulfur cluster assembly
Source: RefSeq, a predicted model, not a curated record
CCGAAAAGAAAAACAACUUUGCCCUUUUCUAGACUUCUAGUGUCUCUGACUUCCCUCCAUCCAACCAGACCGCAACCAUGGCUUCUUUCUUAGCUAACGGUACUAUUUCACGCUUAUCUCCUCAACCCACCCACGAAUCAUCUAACCUGCCCAAAGGGUUUCGCCCAAAAUUCACAAUUCCGAAUUUCCAAAACCCCAGAACCCUAACUUCAAGGCUCCUCAAGAUUCGAGCAGAUGUCGCGUAUUCGGGCCCAAGUUCUUCUUCUUCUUCUUCUUCGCCAGGUAGGUCCUCGAUUCCAACUACUACUACUACUACAUCAACAACAGCUACGGCCAGUGAGAAAAUCCAAGAAAUCCUUCGUAACGUCGAGUACGAUAAGAAAUACGGUUUUAAUGUGGACAUCGAUUCGUACUCGAUCCCUAAAGGGCUUUCUAAGGAAACAAUCCGGUUGAUUUCUUCGCUUAAAGAAGAACCCGAUUGGAUGCUUGAGUUUAGAUUGAAUGCCUUUGAGAAAUUCUUGAGGAUGAGAGAGCCCAUGUGGUCUGAUAACCGAUACCCACCUAUUGAUUUCCAAGAUAUUUGUUAUUACUCGGCGCCCAAGAAGAAAUCCACUUUGAAUAGCCUCGAUGAGGCCGACCCGGAACUCAUUAGGUACUUUGAUAAACUGGGUGUCCCUUUGAAUGAACAGAACCGAUUGGCUAAUGUAGCCGUUGAUGCCGUUCUCGAUAGCGUAUCGAUUGCCACGACGCAUAGGAAGACAUUAGAGAAGGCUGGUGUGAUAUUUUGUUCGAUAUCUGAGGCGAUUAGGGAGUACCCAGAUUUGGUUAGGCAGUAUUUGGGGAGAGUAGUGCCCAGUGAGGAUAAUUACUAUGCAGCGUUGAAUUCGGCAGUGUUCAGUGAUGGUUCGUUUUGCUAUAUUCCGAAAGACACGAAGUGUCCGAUGCAAAUUUCAACUUACUUUCGGAUAAAUGCACUUGAAACUGGGCAGUUUGAGAGGACGUUAAUAGUUGCGGAAGAGAGGAGUUUUGUGGAGUAUUUGGAGGGGUGUACAGCGCCUUCAUAUGAUAGAAACCAACUUCAUGCUGCUGUGGUGGAGCUGUACAGUGCUGAGGGUGCGGAGAUUAAGUACUCCACAGUUCAGAACUGGUAUGCUGGGGAUGAGGAAGGGAAAGGAGGGGUUUAUAAUUUUGUUACAAAGCGAGGCCUUUGUGCUGGGGCUCGCUCAAAGAUAUCUUGGACCCAAGUGGAGACGGGGUCUGCCAUUACAUGGAAGUAUCCAAGUGUUGUUUUGGAGGGAGAUGAUAGUGUGGGUGAGUUCUAUUCUGUUGCUCUGACUAAUAAUCAUCAGCAGGCAGACACGGGGACAAAGAUGAUACACAAAGGGAAGAAUACUAGAAGUAGGAUUAUUUCCAAAGGUAUAUCAGCUGGGAAUUCAAGGAAUUGCUAUAGGGGUCUCGUUCAGGUUCAGUCAAGGGCAAAGAAUGCUCGGAAUUCCUCUCAGUGUGAUUCUAUGCUUAUCGGUGACAAUGCAGCUGCCAAUACAUAUCCAUACAUUCAGGUGAAGAAUCCAACAGCUCGCAUUGAACACGAAGCCAGUACCUCCAAAAUUGGUGAAGACCAGCUGUUUUACUUUCAGCAGAGGGGCAUCGAGUAUGAGAAAGCCAUGGCGGCCAUGAUUUCUGGGUUUUGCAGAGAUGUGUUCAAUGAGCUUCCGGAUGAGUUUGGUUCUGAGGUGAAUCAACUUAUGAGCUUGAAGCUUGAAGGAUCAGUUGGUUAGCCAUCAAGCGGUGUCUUAGCCAAGAGCUCGUGUUUGACGGUGAAAUUUAGGUCUUUUUGUAAAAAAAAAAAAAAUACAAUUGUACAUAAAAAUAUUUCCUGUUCUGAAUUAAUUUGUCUGUUGUAUAAAAAUGAUCGAUUAUCAUGCAUUCAAUAAGUUGUAAGUUGUUAGAUUCGUUUUUA